Messenger RNA from Drosophila bipectinata, 1952 nucleotides. It is a transcript of the gene en, whose product is annotated as engrailed. NCBI's taxonomy places the organism in Eukaryota, Metazoa, Arthropoda, Insecta, Diptera, Drosophilidae. Gene Ontology annotation, molecular function: RNA polymerase II cis-regulatory region sequence-specific DNA binding; DNA-binding transcription factor activity, RNA polymerase II-specific. The record is from RefSeq and is a predicted model, not a curated record. Gene Ontology annotation, biological process: neuron differentiation; regulation of transcription by RNA polymerase II; multicellular organism development. Gene Ontology annotation, cellular component: nucleus.
AACGUCAAGUAACAACUAAUUUAGCCCUCGCCGUGAACGGACGUGAUCAGACGUGCGCGGAAAACCGAAGAACAAACAAGAAGCGAAGACGAGUCUCGAAGAGAAAUCUCAGAGUCUACAAAAUCAGUGCGACAAAAAUCUGAAAAAUCAAAAACAUCUCCCCCGGUACAAGUACAAGUACAAGUGAAGUGAAGAACAAGUGUUUUUUUUGUGUAAAUGGCAUUGGAGGAUCGCUGCAGUCCACAGUCAGCGCCCAGUCCGCCCGUUGUCAGCUCCAUUCCCAUUACGAUCUCCGCCCUCGACAUGAGCCACAUCCACCAGCAACAGCAGCAGAUGCAGCACCUGCACCAGUUGCAGCAACUGCAGCAGCUCCACCAGCAGCAGCUAGCCGCCGGUGUGUUCCACCAUCCGGCGGUGGCUUUCGAUACCGCAGCAGCGGCCGCUGCAGCCGCCGCCGCUGCAGCAGCUGCCGCCCAUGCCCAUGCCGCUGCACUGCAGCAAAGGCUAAGCGGUAGCGGUUCUCCCGCAUCCUGCUCCACGCCGGCAUCCUCCACCCCGCUCACCAUCAAGGAGGAGGAGAACGACUCCGUGAUGGGCGACGGCAGUUUCCACAACCAAACGCACACCACCAACGACGAGGAGGACGUCGAGGAGGAGGACGACAUCGACGUGGACGUGGAUGACACCUCCUCCACCGGCCGACUGCCCCCGCCUGCCCACCAGCAACAGUCGACGGCCAAGCCCUCGCUGGCCUUCUCCAUUUCCAACAUCCUGUCGGAUCGCUUCGGCGAUGCCCAGAAGCAGGGCAAGCAGCCCGACAACCAGGCCAGUAUUUUCCGGCCCUUCGAGGCGGCCAACCGUUCCCAGGCGGCCACGCCCUCCGCCUUCACGCGUGUGGAUCUCUUGGAGUUCAGUCGCCAGCAGCAGGCCGCCGCCGCAGCCGCCACGGCAGCCAUGAUGAUCGAGCGGGCCAACUUCCUGAACUGCUUCAAUCCGGUGGCCUAUCCCAGGAUCCACGAGGAGCUCGUCCAGAGCCGUCUGCGCCGGAGUGCCGGCAACGCGGUGAUCCCGCCACCGACCAAGAUGAGCGAACCCAACCCGGAGAAGUCGGCUCUGGGCUCCCUGUGCAAGGCUGUCUCCCAGAUCGGUCAGCCGGCUGUGCCGACCAUGACCCAGCCACCGCUGAGCAGUGCCAGCAGCCUGGCCAGCCCACCACCCGCCUCCAACGCCUCCACCAUCAGCAGCUCGAGUUCCUCGACGGCCACCAGUUCAAGUUCCUCAUCCUCCGGCUGCUCCUCGGCAUCCAGUUCGCUGAACUCCUCGCCCAGCAGUCGCCUGGGAGCUGCCUCAUCCGUGGCCAAUGCCAGCAGUCCCCAGCCCCAGCCGAUUCCACCGCCCUCCGCCGUAAGCCGGGACUCCGGGAUGGAGUCCUCGGAUGAUACACGCUCGGAGACGGGAUCCACCACCACCGAAGGUGGCAAGAACGAGAUGUGGCCCGCCUGGGUCUACUGCACCCGCUACAGCGAUCGUCCCAGCUCAGGACCUCGCUACCGCCGCCCCAAACAGCCAAAGGACAAGACCAACGACGAGAAGCGACCACGCACCGCCUUCUCCAGCGAACAAUUGGCCCGCCUCAAGCGGGAGUUCAACGAGAAUCGCUAUCUGACCGAGCGCCGACGCCAGCAACUGAGCUCCGAGCUGGGCCUGAACGAGGCCCAGAUCAAGAUCUGGUUCCAGAACAAGCGGGCCAAGAUCAAGAAGUCCACCGGAUCCAAGAAUCCACUGGCCCUCCAGCUGAUGGCCCAGGGAUUGUACAAUCACACCACCGUGCCGCUGACCAAAGAGGAGGAGGAGCUUGAGAUGCGCAUGAAUGGCCAGAUCCCCUAAAGAAACUAAUACUAUAUGGGGGGAUGCCUCCUCCUACUUAAACGGGGUCGUGCAAUAAUCGAGGU